UGUUCACUACUCGGCACCUGAUAUAUGUAUGAGGUCUGGAUGAGUUUAACAGAGUCAGUGAUGUGAUGUCAUUGGUCAGUGAAGGUGAGGUGAUGCUGCUGAACUCCACCAAUUUCUCUUAUUUUAUUCUGGCUGCUUAUUUUGACACCGGACUCUUCAAACACCUGAUCUUCCUGUUGAUUCUGUGUCUGUAUGUGUUGAUCAUUGUCUCCAACCUGCUGUUGAUUGUUGUCAUCUGUAUGAACAGGAGUCUACAUGAACCUAUGUACCUGUUCCUGUGCAGCCUGUUUGUGAAUGAACUGUAUGGAGCCACAGGUUUGUUUCCAUUUCUACUGACUCAGGUUCUCUCUGACAUUCACUCUGUUCCUCGCACGCUCUGUUUCCUGCAGAUCUACUGUGUUUAUUUCUAUUCUCUGAAUGAGCUUUUUAAUUUAACUGUCAUGUCCUACGACCGUUACCAUGCUAUAUGUUUCCCUCUGCAGUACAACACACACAUGAGCUUUAAGAAAGUGGCUACACUCACUGCUUCUGCCUGGUUCCCUGCUGUCUUUUUCACCUCUGUCAUGAUCGUCCUGAGUUCAUCUCUGCAGCUGUGUGGAAACAUCAUCAACAAAGUCUACUGUGACAACUACCACAUUGUCAGAUUGUCCUGUGGAGACAUAACGGCAAACAACAUCUAUGGUCUGUUUGCCACAACCCUAACAAUCUUGGUUCCUCUGAUCCUGAUCCUCUUCACCUAUGUGAGGAUUUUUAAAGUCUGUUUCUCUGGCAGUAAACAGACCAGACAGAAGGCUCUCAGCACCUGCUCUCCUCACCUGGCCUCACUCAUCAACUUCUCCUUUGGAGUUUGUUUUGAAGUGUUACAGAGCAGGUUUGACAUGAGCAACGUCCCUAAUAUUCUGAGAAUUGUUUUAUCUUUGUACUUCCUCACCUGUCAGCCACUGUUCAACCCUGUGAUGUACGGACUCAAACUGUCCAAAAUACGACAGCUGUGUAAACAUCUGUUGUUUCCGAAAAUGUAAAAUUUCUCUCGCUCGCCCACUCUCUCUCUGAUAGACAUACAUAAACAUUUGUGUGUGCAUAGAUAAAUAUACUGUAUGUAAU
Molecule: messenger RNA, 1104 nt
Organism: Cynoglossus semilaevis (tongue sole)
Lineage: Eukaryota; Metazoa; Chordata; Actinopteri; Pleuronectiformes; Cynoglossidae
Product: olfactory receptor 1500-like
Exons: 1
Coding region: 66-1022 (318 amino acids)
Biological process (GO): detection of chemical stimulus involved in sensory perception of smell; G protein-coupled receptor signaling pathway
Cellular component (GO): membrane
Molecular function (GO): G protein-coupled receptor activity; olfactory receptor activity; odorant binding
Source: RefSeq, a predicted model, not a curated record